Messenger RNA from Prunus mume (Japanese apricot), 1123 nucleotides. The record is from RefSeq and is a predicted model, not a curated record. Lineage: Eukaryota; Viridiplantae; Streptophyta; Magnoliopsida; Rosales; Rosaceae.
AGCUACAACAAGAACCCAAAAACACAAACAUGGAAAACCAGAGAAGUCUUGAAAAUAUUAUCUCAGCUAGGAGUUUGAUAAAUUUGAUUCCCAUCCAAAUGACCCUAAAAGCUGCAAUUGAGCUAAAUGUCUUCAGCAUCAUAGCCAAGUCAGGGCCUGCAUCUCAUCUCACAGCAAAAGAAAUUGCCUCACAAAUUCCAACUUCAAAUCCAAAUGCAGCUGGGAAUUUGGAGAGAAUUCUGAGACUGCUGGUUGCCCAUUCCCUCCUAUCCACAACCCUAAAACCAUGCCCAAAUGAUGAGACAUUGCAAGAAAGGGCUUAUGGCCUCACAAAUGAGACACUCUGCUUGGUUCCAGAUGAAAAUGGAGUUUCAUUGGCCGCAUUUAUAAUUUUGAACUCUGAACUUGAGAUUGUGAAGACCUUGUAUAUGCUCAAGGACACAGUGCUUGAACCAGACUGCUUGCCCUUCUGCAAGGCCCAUGGAAUUACCAUUUAUGAGUACAUGUCCAAGAAACCUGAGAUGAGCCAAUUGUUUAACAAGUCUAUGGCUGAAAUUUCUAACCUAAAUUUUAGUGAGGUGUUAAAGGUUUACAAAGGGUUUGAGGAGGUGAAGGAGUUGAUGGAUGUAGGGGGUGGCAUUGGAACUUCAAUGUCAGAAGUAGUUUCCGUGUAUCCCCACAUCCAUGGAAUUAACUUUGAUUUGCCCAAUGUUGUUGCCCAAGCUCCUACGUACCAAGGUUAUGUGAAUCAUGUUGGUGGAAAUAUGUUUGAGACUAUACCAGAUGCACAAUCGAUUAUGUUGAAGUGGGUGCUCCAUAACUGGGGAGAUGAUCAAUGCAAGAAAGUAUUGAGAAAUUGUUGGGAGGCAUUGCCAAAAAGUGGGAAGGUGAUAGUUGUGGAAUUUGCAAUACCUGAAGAAUUUGAGAAGACAAAAGCGGUGUUGAACAUAGUAACCUUGGACAUCACAAUGAUGGCAUGUCCUGGCGGUAAGGAACGAACAACAACUGAGUUUGCUAACUUAGCAAAACAUGUAGGUUUUGUCGAAACUAAAUUUUUUCCAAUAUCAUAUGGGAUUUAUGUUUUGGAGUUUCUCAAGAUAGAAGAAGUAUGAGAUUAGUAGUA